AUGCAACCUGGAAACCAAACCCAGACCUCAGGCUUCAUCCUCCUGGGGCUCUCAGAAGAAGCCAGCUUGCAACCUAUUCUCUUUGGGCUCUUCCUCUCCAUGUACCUGACCACGCUCAUCGGAAACCUGCUCAUCAUCUUGGCCAUCAUCUCAGAUGCCCACCUCCACACCCCCAUGUACUUCUUCCUCUCCAACCUGUCUUUCACAGACAUCUGUUUCACCUCCACCACUGUCCCCAAGAUGCUUCUGAACAUGCUACUGAAGAGCGAAGCCAUCACCUAUGCAGGCUGCAUCACCCAGAUGUUCUUUUUCAUGCUCUUUGGAGGUGUGGAUAACUUUCUCCUGAGUGUAAUGGCCUAUGACCGUUUUGUAGCCAUCUGUCACCCCCUGCACUACACGGUCAUCAUGAACCCCAAGUUCUGUGGCACCCUACUUCUGGUCUCCUGGGUGUUCAGCGCCCUGGAUUCUCUGCUGCAUGACUUGAUGGUCUUGCGGUUGUCCUUCUGUUCAAAGAUGGAAAUCCCUCACUUCUUCUGUGAGCUCAUCCAGGUCAUCCAACUGGCCUGCUCAGACACCUUCUUGAAUAAUCUGGUGAUUUAUGUGGCUACAGGUCUGCUGGGCAUUAUUCCACUCACAGGGAUCCUCUUCUCUUACUCAAAGAUUGUCUCCUCUGUUUUGAGAAUUUCUUCAGCCAGUGGCAAGUACAAGGCAUUUUCUACCUGUGGGUCUCACCUGUCAGUGGUCUCCUUGUUCUACGGAACAGGACUCGGGGUCUACCUGAGCUCAGCUGUUAUGGAGAACCCCAGGGAAAGUGCCAUUGCUUCUGUGAUGUACACAGUGGUCACCCCCAUGCUGAACCCCUUCAUCUACAGCCUCAGGAACAAGGACAUAAAGCAGGCCCUGGGAAAAAUGGCCUCCAGGAGCAGUGGAUUCGUAAUGCAGGCACCCAGCUCCAGCAAUAACCCUGGAGGCAAAAAGAAAGAAAGAAAAAGAAAAAUACACCAUGGGAGGCCAGAUGGUGACACACCUGGUUAAGCACUCACAGUCACAUAAGUACACAAGGAGGAAAGUUUCAUAAAUGGUGGAGCAGAAACGCAGGUCUCUCUCUCUCUAUCUUCCCCUCCUCUUUCAAUUUCUCUCUGUCAUAUCAAAACAUAAUAAAUAAAUAAAUAAAUAAAUAAAUAAAUAAAUGCCACAGGAGCCGUGGAUUUGUAGUGAAGGCACCGUGCGAGCCCCAACAAUAACCCUGAGGGCAAAAAAAAAGUAACAAGAAAAAUGAAAACAAAUCUUUUAAAAAUUAAUUUGAGAAAGAGAGAGAAAAAUGAGAGUUUCAUGCUCACGGGUCAGCUGGUC
Messenger RNA from Erinaceus europaeus (western European hedgehog), 1353 nucleotides. Its product is annotated as olfactory receptor 7A5-like. Bases 1 to 1035 code for a protein of 344 amino acids. Gene Ontology annotation, molecular function: olfactory receptor activity; G protein-coupled receptor activity. Gene Ontology annotation, cellular component: membrane. Lineage: Eukaryota; Metazoa; Chordata; Mammalia; Eulipotyphla; Erinaceidae. The record is from RefSeq and is a predicted model, not a curated record. The transcript has 2 exons. Gene Ontology annotation, biological process: G protein-coupled receptor signaling pathway.